AAUCGAAUGAAAAACAGCCGGGCGUAACGGUGUUCCCAGGUCUGGUUUCAAAAUAAGAGGAGCAAGGAGCGUAGGUUAAAACAACUGACGUCGAUGGGCAGGAGCCCGUUCUUCGGCGGCUCUAGAAAAAUGAGGGGCUUCCCCUUGAACCUGAAUCCCGGUGCUUUGGGCGGCGAGGACGGACCGCCGCCCGGUUUUCCAUAUUUCGGCGCGGAGAAGUUCGAAUUCGGUUACGGCGGGCCCGUGGCAUUUCACCAUGAAUUCUUUGGUGCUCAUCCGCCCCCUCAUCCGCAUGGACCGCCCUUCAGCGGACCGGGCAAUCCUGGUUUGGACCCGGCGAGUUUAGCGGGUAUGGCGGCCGCAGUGGCGGUGACAGGGGAAUAUCCACCUCCGGGUGCGGGAGGCGGCCCUCCGGAAUUUCUCACGGGCCCUCCUGGACAGGGGCCCCCUGCACCUUCCGGCGGUAGUCCUGGAGAGUUCCUAGCACCUUCAGGUGGAGCACAGGGUAAUCCCAGUGCCGGUGGGAAUGGUGGCGGUCCAGGUGGCGGCGGCGGCGGGGGUGGGUUCCUGGAGCCGCACCAGAUGCAGAGCGAAGGGCUGGCCUGGUAGUACGAGUUUUAAUUAACGUUUAUUUUUUUCGUGUUUAUGUUGCUUUCCAUCGACCGAGCGAAAUAUCGAUCGAAUUUCGAAGAAAAAUCGCGCGUGAGCCGAUGGAGAGAUCGUACGACUUUGUUCCGGCUUCGAAGACUUUUGCCCGCGAGAUGAAGUUGUGGCGAGAGUCGGGAGCCAGGUCGAUUUUGCGUCUUGUACGUUUCUGUAAGAUACGCGUACGAUAAGAAGAUCGAUCGUUUAGCUUCGUUUCUUUCACGGUUAUCAUUGUCAUUAUUAACAUUAUUAUCUUUAUUAUUAUUAUUAUUAAUAUUAUUUUAUUAUUAUUAUUAUUAUUAUUAUUAUUAUUAUUAUGAUCGUUGGCCAACGCCAACGUUACUAUUUUAUUAUUAUUAUUUUUAUUAUUAUUAUUAUUAUUAUUAUUAUUAUUAUUAUUAUUAUUAUUAUUAUGAGUUAUUAAAUAUUAUUAUUAAUAUUAUUGUGUAUAAAAUUUCGAAAUGUCCUAUCGUGUAAUAUUAUACCCUCCCUGUUGAUUAAUUUUCGACGUUAAUUUUAAGAGAAAUCCUGUAGAUAUCUGCUGUUCUACACCCGAGAAAUACAUGCGAAGACACGUAAAAGGAAAAAAAGGAAAAAGAAAAAAAAAGAUCAUC
Molecule: messenger RNA, 1259 nt
Organism: Apis florea (little honeybee)
Lineage: Eukaryota; Metazoa; Arthropoda; Insecta; Hymenoptera; Apidae
Gene: Lim1
Product: LIM homeobox 1
Biological process (GO): regulation of transcription by RNA polymerase II; neuron differentiation
Cellular component (GO): nucleus
Molecular function (GO): DNA-binding transcription factor activity, RNA polymerase II-specific; RNA polymerase II transcription regulatory region sequence-specific DNA binding; zinc ion binding
Source: RefSeq, a predicted model, not a curated record